Molecule: messenger RNA, 837 nt
Organism: Penicillium malachiteum
Lineage: Eukaryota; Fungi; Ascomycota; Eurotiomycetes; Eurotiales; Aspergillaceae
Product: putative short-chain dehydrogenase/reductase
Exons: 2
Coding region: 1-837 (278 amino acids)
Molecular function (GO): oxidoreductase activity, acting on the CH-OH group of donors, NAD or NADP as acceptor
Source: RefSeq, a predicted model, not a curated record
AUGGCAUUCGCGCGAGGAAUUGGAACAUGUAUAGGACAGAAGCUACGACAACAAGGAGCUCGUCUAGCAAUCCUAUAUGCUCCAUUCGAAGCCUCACGCCGAGACCAACUACUCGAAACAGGUUACGGCCAUGGUAGUAGUAAAGACCUCGAUGACAUCCGCGCUUAUGAAUGUGAUAUCACCUCUCCAGAAUCCGUUCAAUCCGUAUUCGACGCUCUCCAAAAAAAUACAGUAACGCCGACUUCGUCAUCUCUCGCCGAGUGGGCGUUCCCAAGUAUCCUGAUCAAUACAGCCGGAUAUGUAUCUCUAAGUGAUAUGGAGAUCACACCUCCAGAGGAAACAAUCAAACAUCUCACAACUAAUAUCUUCGGACCGAUGCUUUGUUCCCAAGCAUUUGCGCGACUUUAUUUCGCUGCUUCGAAGCUUGCGGAAUCCUCGACCAGCCCGCCUCCGCCUGGUAGGAUCGUGAAUAUUUCUUCGCAAGCUGCGCAUGCGGCUCUGCACCGACAUGGUGCGUACUGUGCCUCGAAGGCUGGGUUGCUGGGUUUGACGAGGAGUAUGGCGUCUGAGUGGGCAGGUCGGGGGAUUACGUCGAAUUCUGUGUCUCCGACUGUUGCGUGGACGGCGUUGGGGAAGAAGGCGUGGGGUGAGCAGUCGGUUAGAGAGGCUUUUCUGAAGACUAUUCCUACUGGCAAGUUUGCGUUGCCGGAGGAAGUUGCGGAUGCUGUGCUUUUCCUUUGUCAGGAUUCCAGUGGGAUGAUUAAUGGCGCGGAUAUUCGGGUUGAUGGGGGGGUUCACUGUUCGAUAAUCGUGAGAUUGUGUCAGAGUGAUCAAUGA